AUGAAAACAUCAGCUGCCGCGAUUGCCGCAGCCAUAGCGCUUUGCGCUGCUCCAGCGCUGGCCAAAGAGACGCGCGAAGUUUGUGAGCAGGUGCCGUAUCAGGCCGCUUCGACCUGCUACCGCAAUAUCACUGUAAAGGAGGCUUACCCCUGCGACAAAACCGAAACACGCGAGGUCUGCAAGAAUGUGGCUAUGCAGGUGCCCGAUACCUGCUAUAGAACUGUUAACACCAAGGAGGCGUACCCCUGUCCUCAGACUCAGAUGAAGACCGAGUGCUAUGACGUGCCAAAGACCUGCCAGCGCACUGAGAUGACCGUGCAGCCCUACUCGUGCGGCAAGGAGCACUGCAAAAUGGUUCCGCGUGAGGUCCCUUCCACUUGUUUCCGCCAGGUGCCUCAACAGCAGCCAUAUCCUUGCCAGAAGACCCGCCAGGAGAAGAUGUGCCAGCAGGUUCCUUAUCAGGUUGCUAAGACUUGCUACAAGGAGCAAAUGACUCAGGAAACCUACAGCUGCCCUCGCACCGAGUACAGGCAGCAGUGCAGAAACGUCGCGCACAACGUUAUGGACGCGUGCCAGAAGACGGUCAUGGUGGCCGAGCAGUACAAGUGCACCAAGACCGAGUACCAGCAACAGUGCGAGCAGGUACCUUAUGAGGUCCCCGAAACUUGCUACCAAACCGUCGAGACGAAGAAGGCAUACAAGUGCAAGAAGACUGAGUUCCGUCAGCAGUGCCGCAAGGUGCCAUACGAAGCUCCUCACACUUGCAUGAAGACCGUCAUGGUCAAGGAGGCGUAUGACUGCCCCAAGACCGAGUACAAGACAGAGUGCAUUACAGAGGCCCCCCAGAUGAUGGAGGCUCCCCCCAUGUGCAAGGGCAAGCACUGCAAGAUGAGGCGCCUCAAGUCCGCCCCCACCUGCCGCACUGUUCCCAUGCAGGUGAACAAGACCUGCUACAGAGACGUGCCCCAACAGGAGUCUUACGCAUGCACCAAGACUCAGUAUCAGGACGAGUGCCAACAGGUGCCCUACGAGGUCCCCGACACCUGCUACCAGUCGGUACCCAUGCAGAAGCCCUACUCUUGCAGCAAGACUCAGUACAGGCAGCAGUGCAAGAACGUGCCCAUGGAAGUGCCGGCUACCUGCACGCGCCAGGUGCCACAGCAGCAAACCUACUCCUGUCCUAAGGUCCAGAUGAAGCAGGAGUGCGAGCAGGUGCCUUACACCGUGAACGAUACCUGCACUCGCCCCAAGGCCAUCCAGGUGCCAUACAGCUGCCCCGAAACGCAGUACAAGGAGCAGUGCCACAUGCAGGCCGUGCCCUACACCGACACAUGCAUGCGCACCGUCUCUGUCAAGGAGGAGUACCCGUGCAGCAAGACGGUCCAGGAGAGGGAAUGCCAGUUCGUUGAGAAGACGUGCACGAAGAACGUGCCGGUCCAGGUUCCCUACUCCUGCCCCAGGAAGGAGUGCAAGCAGGUGCCAUACACAGUCGACAAGACAUGCUACAGAGAUGUGCCUCAGCAAGAGCCCUACGAGUGCGCCAAGGUCCAGAUGCAGCAGCAGUGCGAGCAGAAACCAUACACGGUCCCCAAGACCUGCUAUAACGACGUUGUGAAGCAGCAACCCUACGCAUGCUCCGAGACCAAGUACACCACGAAGUGCAGCACUGUCCAAGUUGCUUCCCCCCCUCCCGUCAUUCGCCAGUCAAAGGAGGCCCCCCCGCCAGCUCCCAUGAUGAUGUCUAAGGAGGCGCCGGCUCCCAUGGCCACCUUGUCCAAGGAAGCCCCCGCAGCACCCAUGAUGAUGUCCAAGCACUAG
This is a messenger RNA of Cyclospora cayetanensis, 1818 nucleotides long. Its product is annotated as axoneme-associated protein mst101(2). The record is from RefSeq and is a predicted model, not a curated record. The transcript has a single exon. The coding region runs from base 1 to 1818 and encodes 605 amino acids. NCBI's taxonomy places the organism in Eukaryota, Apicomplexa, Conoidasida, Eucoccidiorida, Eimeriidae.